Molecule: messenger RNA, 714 nt
Organism: Lathyrus oleraceus (garden pea)
Lineage: Eukaryota; Viridiplantae; Streptophyta; Magnoliopsida; Fabales; Fabaceae
Product: secreted RxLR effector protein 161-like
Exons: 1
Coding region: 1-714 (237 amino acids)
Source: RefSeq, a predicted model, not a curated record
AUGAACUAUUUUCUUGGACUCCAAAUUAAGCAACUUAAGAAUGGUAUCUUCAUCAGCCAAUCAAAGUACUGCAAAGAGUUGUUGAAAAGAUUCUACAUAGAUAGUUGCAAGGCAAUGUCUACUCCAAUGGGAUCCGAAACUUAUGUUGAUCAAGAUGAAUCAGGUGUUUCGAUUGAUAUCACAAAGUAUCGAGGUAUGAUUGGUUCCUUACUAUAUUUGAAGGCAAGCCAUCCUGAUAUAAUGUUUAAUGUGUGUCUUUGUACGAAAUUUCAAGCCAAUCCAAAGGAAUCGCAUCUCACCGCUGUUAAAAGGAUCAUGAAGUAUCUCAAAGGAACAACGAAUGUCGGCCUAUGGUAUCCAAAAGGUAGUAUAUGUAAUUUAGUUGGAUAUUCUGACUCGGAUUAUGCUGGUUGUAAAACUGAUAAAAAAAGUACAAGUGGAACAUUAGUUUCUUGGGCGUGUAAGAAACAAGCAUGUAUUGCUCUUAGCACUACAGAUGCAGAAUACAUAGCAGCAGGAAGUUGUUGUGCUCAGAUUCUAUGGCUAAAGCAACAACUGAGUGAUUUCAGACUAAAUCUUGGAUGCAUACCACUUCGAUGCGACAACACAAGCGCAAUAAAUAUAACAAAGAAUCCAGUCAUGCAUUCUCGUACUAAACACAUAGACAUUCGACAUCACUUAUUACAUGAUCAUGUGCUCAAAGGUGAUGUUUAG